Danaus chrysippus (African queen) is the source of this 384-nucleotide messenger RNA. The record is from the annotation of a GenBank genome assembly. Lineage: Eukaryota; Metazoa; Arthropoda; Insecta; Lepidoptera; Nymphalidae.
AUGUUUAGAUCCAUUCCACAACUGACAAAGGAAUUCAAAAGCACAAAUUAUGUACUGUCUGUCGUAAAUCUAGCCAUACAAUCAGCUAGAUACGAAGAAGCGUUCUCAAAACCAAACAGUGUAUCACAACCGCCGACAUGUUCCAAUCAGCCAUCACUUCACAAGCACGCCGCAGACGUCUCGAUACAAUCGAAACUGCAACUGCAUUUCAGUUGCAAGGCCUUUGAUACGUCCAUCGCUUGUCUGUCCAAACGAUUCUACCAAACGACCAAUCCACUGAGACCUCCUAUCCUAUUAACUUCCUCCCCUUCAAGUUUUACACGCAAAGCACCGGGAGUAUCACGGAAGAUCAAGGUAAUGUGGUCGCACAUCACCCGCCUUUGA